AUGAAGCCAGUGAAGCUGCUCGUGGAGGAGGAACGGAGGCGCUCGUGGCCCGGCGGCACAGGCAGUGUUAAAAUGGGAGCCAACUAUGCAAGCUCCGUACUGGUGCAGAAGGAGGCCGAUGCGCAGGGCUACCAGCAGGUGUUGUGGCUUGGUCCCAAGGGUGAGGUGGAGGAGGUUGGUGCCAUGAACUUCUUCUGUCUCUGGAGGCCCUCCAACUCCAAGCCCGAUCUGGAGCUCAUCACCGCCCCACUGGACGGCACAGUUCUUCCAGGCGUCACGCGUGACUCCAUUCUCUCGCUGGCGCGCGGCUUCGGCGGGGUGAAGGUGUCGGAGCGGAGCUUCCUCAUCGAGGAACUCGUCACCGCCCUGCAGGAGAAGCGGGUGGUGGAGUGCUUCGGCUGCGGCACGGCGGCCAUCGUCUCGCCCGUGGAGGCGCUGUGCUACAAGCAGGUGAAGUACGACGUGCCGUGCCCGCCGCCCGAGACCUCCUUCACCCACCGCAUGCUCAACACCAUCCAGGACAUCCAGUACGGCGUGCUGGAGCACGAGUGGUCGCGCGUCGUCGCGUAG
This is a messenger RNA of Trypanosoma conorhini, 570 nucleotides long. Its product is annotated as branched-chain amino acid aminotransferase. Gene Ontology annotation, biological process: branched-chain amino acid metabolic process. The record is from RefSeq and is a predicted model, not a curated record. Bases 1 to 570 code for a protein of 189 amino acids. NCBI's taxonomy places the organism in Eukaryota, Euglenozoa, Kinetoplastea, Trypanosomatida, Trypanosomatidae. Gene Ontology annotation, molecular function: branched-chain-amino-acid:2-oxoglutarate transaminase activity. The transcript has a single exon.